AUGUGUCUUCCCGUGCCCGGUACGUGUAGUCUUGUUCUUACAAUGUUUAUGACACAACGUGCAAAUCCAGUCCCGCAGCUUUUUAAGUUUUUUCAUUCAUUCAUAUAUCUAUCUAUCUAUCUAUAUAUCUAUCUAUCUAUCUAUCUAUCUAUCUACACACACACACACACACAUAUAUAUAUAUUCAUAUGUAUCUAUCCUAGUCUGUUCAUAUCUAUCUAUCUCUUUAAUCGACAAUUCUAUCUAUCUAUCUAUCUAUCUAUCUAUCUAUCUAUCUAUCUAUCUAUCUAUCUAUCUAUUUCAUUCUGUUCAUUAUCUAUCUAUUUCAUAAUGGGUGACAAGACUUUCGGACCAAACUCACUCCUAUCUAUCUAUCUAUCUAUCUAUCUAUCUAUCUAUCUAUCUCCCAGUCCAUUCUUCAUCUAUUUAUCUAUAUUUCAGUCUAUUCAUAUUUAG
This is a messenger RNA of Acanthosepion pharaonis, 456 nucleotides long. Lineage: Eukaryota; Metazoa; Mollusca; Cephalopoda; Sepiida; Sepiidae. The record is from the annotation of a GenBank genome assembly.